Molecule: messenger RNA, 1250 nt
Organism: Rhodofomes roseus
Lineage: Eukaryota; Fungi; Basidiomycota; Agaricomycetes; Polyporales; Fomitopsidaceae
Exons: 13
Coding region: 53-1006 (317 amino acids)
Source: RefSeq, a predicted model, not a curated record
UGUUUAUCAACCCUCCUUGCCUACGUCUGCUUGCUGAGGUCAGUUUUACGCGAUGAGCGGCCUCGUUCUGCAAGAGAAGCCAGGUGUUGCGCCGCAGGUUACACUAUACGCCAACUACUGCCUCGUGGCUGCCCUCACUGUAUGUUUGUAUGACCAUUGCCUCGUCAUCGAGCAAGAGAUCGAGUUCGUAUGGCGCCGACGCAACUCGCCCGCGUCUGUAUUCUACGUGCUCCUGCGCGUGGUGACGCUCUGCAACUUCGGCCUACUCAUGGUCAAGGACUUCACGAGCAUGGAUUGCCAUAGUGCGCGCCCGGUAGUCCUCGCCCUCAGCAUCGUCGUUAUUCUCUACGUCACGAUACUAGCAGGAAUAUCCGCAUUACGAGUAUAUGCGAUCAGUGGCCGGGACUGGCGCCUCCCAGUUCUCAUCCUCCUACUGCUGCUCCUUCGAGUUUCUUUUCUCGUAUUCAACUACGUCUCCCUGACGUCCAUCCCUGUGCCUCUGCCCUUAGGCUGUAUUCUUACAGACUUAACAUCUGCACUGAAACCAUACCUUACCGUGUCAUUAGUCGCCUCGAUCGCCGCAGAUAGCGUGGUGAUUUUCGAGACCUGGCGUCAAACCUAUCGUGUCUAUCGUAUGACCCGCCGCGACCACAUACAAGCCCCGCUCACGGCUCUGCUCAUGCGCGAUGGGACGAUCUAUUUCGGGGUGGUCAUCAUCAUCGAUUGCUUAGACCUCAUCUUCGGAUGCUUCACGGCGCAUAAUUUCGAUGGGUUCUAUUAUAUCGGCACUGCACUCAUAUGUAUAGUGCUAUCGCGUUUCGUCCUCAACCUGCGAGAGGCAAGCCUCGGCGAGCCCGCCAGAACCACAAGCUCUAUCCUGCCGACACUGUCAUCGGACAUCCGCUUCCCGUCGGGACUGGACGCAUUCGGGUCUAUGCUGUCCGAUAUCCUGGAUGACGAUGUCUCUCUGGACGAAGAUUGGUUCAUGGAUGACGAUGAAGACUAGCGAGGACGUUGCUCUCGCAACCCUCCGGGGCAAGUACAGGAGAUCGCCGUGGGCAAGGCGUUUCCGCGCAUAUAGUACCCGUGCCCGAGCCAGAUAACCCCGUCCACGGCUGCACGGCCUGCUGUCAUUUCUUGGAACCGCGCCGCUGUAUAGCGUGGAUACGGUCACGUAGAUGGCACACUGGCAGUGCAGCAGAUGCUUUUUGAUUGCUGGAGGAACCUAGAGAUACCCAACAUCCACGCAC